Frankliniella occidentalis (western flower thrips) is the source of this 4861-nucleotide messenger RNA. It is a transcript of the gene wnd, whose product is annotated as serine/threonine-protein kinase MARK2. NCBI's taxonomy places the organism in Eukaryota, Metazoa, Arthropoda, Insecta, Thysanoptera, Thripidae. The record is from RefSeq and is a predicted model, not a curated record. The transcript is spliced from 13 exons. Bases 316 to 3390 code for a protein of 1024 amino acids. Gene Ontology annotation, biological process: protein phosphorylation; JNK cascade. Gene Ontology annotation, molecular function: ATP binding; JUN kinase kinase kinase activity.
GUCCCUCGCCCCGUGGAGCGUGCAGCAGCAGCGCGGUGCUGGUCCGCCCCGCGCCUCAGCUGCGCGUGCUGGUGCCGAGACGACUGUCAAACGAGUACCGAACAGUUCCGUGUGUGUGUGCGUGUGUGUGUGUGUGCAGUACCUGUGGAUGUGAAAGUGCAGUGCCAAAUUUCAGCAAUCAUUCAGCGAGCUUUACCUCCCUCCCGCCAUCGUAAGGAACUUUACACUCGACGCGACGCCAGGACCGUCCGCUCCACUGCGCACGUGCGAGUGCGAGAAGGAAUGAGACGAUCGCCGUAGACACCGCUGGACGCCAUGCUCCCUCCCGGGGGCGACGUGGAGUGCGGCGGCGAGGGCGAGGCCGCCGCCGACGACGCGGUCGUGGUGACGGUGCGCGCCGCCCCGCAGCACCCCGCGAUGUCGAGGGCGGAGCGGUCGGCGCGCGCGCUCUCGCUGCCCGUCCUGCUCAACCCCCACAAGGCCCUCGCGCUCGCGGGCGCCCUGGGCUCGUCGGGGACCCUCCCGCUCGGCUGCCACGCUAACUACUCCGCCGUCCUGGACAGGCACGACCGGGCCAACAGUAUGCUGUGCAUUCAAGAAGAUCACGGUCAGCUGGCUAUCCAACCCACAACCAAGCUACCAAUAGAUUUGGAAAGGGGCACUGAUCCAAGUUAUCUGUAUGGUUAUUAUGAGCGAGAAAACGUUGCUGUGGUUAAUGGCGCUAUGAAGGAGCAGCAAGGCAACAGCAGUCCUGAGGACCCAAUUCCUCACUGCGCACCAAUGAUGGGUCCUGUUCGUGGUGGAUGGAUGGAUGGCAUUCUGGGCUGUCUGCGGCCAGUGUGGACUAUGAUUGGAAAAGCCUCAAACAAUGAGAUGAAAGCCAAUCAAGUUGAUGAAUGGGAAAUCUCAUUUGAGGAUAUAAGUGACCUGCAGUUCUUAGGGUCUGGUGCCCAGGGAGCUGUAUUCAGAGGGAAACUGAAGAAUGAAAUUAUAGCAGUAAAGAAAGUCAGGGAACAGAAAGAAACUGACAUCCGUCAUCUAAGAAAGCUUAACCACCGAAACAUUGUUCAGUUUAGGGGUGUCUGCACUCAAGCACCUUGCUAUUGCAUCAUAAUGGAGUUCUGCCCAUAUGGUCCAUUGUAUGACCUAUUGAAGAAGGGAGAAAGAAUACCUCCAGCUAGACUUGUAAGUUGGUCUAAGCAAAUUGCUUCAGGAAUGCAUUACCUACAUCAACACAAAAUCAUCCACAGAGAUCUAAAAAGUCCAAAUGUUCUAAUUGGCGAACAUGAAGUGGUGAAGAUUAGUGACUUUGGAACUAGUAAGGAAUGGAAUGAGAAGAGUACCAAGAUGAGUUUUGCAGGCACAGUCCAAUGGAUGGCUCCAGAAAUUAUCAGAAAUGAGCCAUGUUCAGAAAAAGUCGACAUUUGGUCAUUUGGUGUUGUUCUGUGGGAAUUACUGACAUGUGAAACUCCCUACCGAGAUGUUGACUCUUCUGCAGUAAUUUGGGGAGUUGGAAGUGCAUCAUUGCAUCUUCCAAUUCCUGCUACUUGUCCAAGUGGAUUCCGUUUACUUGUCAAGCAAUGCUGGGCAGCUAAGCCUCGUAAUAGGCCCUCCUUCAAACAUAUCCUUCUUCACCUAGAAAUCGCCUCUAUUGAAGUUCUUUGCACACCAGCACAAGAUUAUUUCAAUACUCAAGCCACAUGGAAGGAAGAAGUAAGAGAACAUAUGUCUGUUAUGAAAUCGGCCAACAACAAACGUCCAAUCCUAGAAACUGAGCUCAUUGCUAAAAGAGAAGAGGAACUAAGGCAUGCUCAAGACAUUCGCCAGCAUUACGCUCGCAAGCUAGAGAGUGUUAACUCCCUCUGCACACAGCUCAGCUUGUACAUGCAACAGCUAGAACAAAGAGAAAAACAACUUGAAAAGCGUGAAAAAAGUUGUCCUUCCCAUAAAGGUGGUCGCAACAAAAGGAAUGGACGCCCCUUCUUUUGCAAAAGUUCCCAGAGAAGGUUCCCUUCUGAAGAAAAUAGCCCCACAUCUCCAGAGAAUUGUCUUCAAUUUUCACCUGCUGCUCCUCCCUAUAAUUCAUCCUGGGAGGUUCAAGAGGCUGUUGUAAAAGCUCCUACAUGUGUGCAGCUGAACUCUUUAUCCCAACCAGAAUGUUUUAAGGCUGCAACCAAUGGUCUUCCUGUAGGUGCAAAGAGGGAAGCUAGAAUUAGAACAAGAAUGCGGAACUCAUACAGUAGAUCACUUUCAAACCAACAAAGUCCCAUUAAAGAAAGAAAGAACAUUGCAACAACUCCUAAUGGGAAUGUUGAAAUACCAUCAAUCUCUGGCCAGGCUAUGGAAAUUAGUGAAUCAGACAGCAGUCCUGUUUAUUCUCCUCAAGCUCCAAUUCCAAGGGUUUCCUUCCCUGAUUGUACAGUCUCUCCUGUGAGACAGUGCGAUCUCAGAAAAUCCUGUGGAAGCCCAGACUCCAGUACCGAUGCUUUAAACAACAGUUGUGGAGUUGUAAAUCCUCUAUUUGAGCUGGAUAUCAUCAGAUCACCGCUAGAACGUGGCUUAAGAUCUUCACUAAGUGACGAGGAACGUGGGCCAAGGUUGCCGGGUAGGCCAGUGCAAUUAUCCAUUCGAUCACACUCUCAAAGAAGCAGAAGAAUGAAUGAUGAUAAGAUUGGUGGCAGUUCGGAGGAAAGCCUCAAUGGAAAUUCAUGCUACAGUUGUCACAGUACAGAACAAGCAUUAGAUGAUGAGCUUGAAGUUAAUUGCAAUGAGCGGUUGACAGUUAAAGAUUGUAGUGAUGAUGACCAAAUUGAGUCACUCAGGAGGCGCGUGAGUGAAACUCUGAAUGGGAACAGAGUUUCAACAUGUUUAUCAGAAAAUGGAAAUACUGAGGCUGACUCUGGACGCAGUACAAUACACCUAGGUUGUGCUUCUGGAUCAGGACAUUCCUCCAGGCGAUCUACAUGUACCGGCCUUCCUCUGAGCUCUGGUUUGGAAGAAAGCUUCACUGAUGAUGAGCAGGAUGGAGAAAGUGAUACACAAACAUUUUCUCUCAGAAGAAGAAGUGUGGCACGGAGACCUAUUCCCCCUGGAUGUCGAAGACAAAGAGCGAAACCAUUUAUCAUGCAAUUGAAUCAUUUAUCGGAUGAAGGUAAUACAUCUGACCGUAGCAACCUACCAUCCAGUAGAGGAUCUACCUUAGAGAGCAACCCUGAUCGUUGUCCAAGAUUGCCAAUGAGGUCGCGAAAUAAUCUAGGUGCUAGAACAGGAUCAGAUGGAAGUUCAAGGUCCACUUCAGGGUCUGAAAGUGAAGAAGAUACAGAAGAAAUGAGUGUACACACUGUAGAUACCCAAAUUCACAACUCAGUGUCCUCAAACCCAAUUGUGUAGAUCUCAAGAUAAGCUCACAUGUUAGCCAGUAUUGUGUUCUUACAAUAUGAUAUGAUAAGUGUUGGUCACAGUCAUACCCCUCCAUGUAGUUUAAUAAGUAAACUAGAGUAAGAUUACUACUAGGUAUAGAAUAAGGUUCUAGUAGAGCUACAAAUUUUUAGAUAGAGAUGAUCACUAUUUUGAACUGCACAUUGUAGUGUGCAUCCUAGAGACGUUGCAUACUUUUGAAAUGACAUUCAUUAUUGUUUAUGCUAAUGGAGAGCAUGUUUGUUAAAUUUUGUUACAAUUUAAAACAUUUUGAACCUGUUGCAAAAAUAUUAGAUUUGUUAAAAGAAAAAGAAGGGGAUGUGCCCUUUACUCCUCUUUUGCACUUGGUCAUUCCUAUGCUGUAAAGUCAAAGUGCAGAGUUGUUAUUUUUUUUUUUACACAUUUUUUAAAAUUUUUAUUUGUUGUUUGUUAAAUUUAUAAUAAAAAUAUGAAAUUUACUAGGCAUGCAAAUGAAAUUCCCAAUAUUUUCAGCAUGGAAUGUUUUUAAAACUUGGACUUUCACAUCCUAUCAUGUGCCAUUGUGAUGACUGAACUAUAGUUUGUCUUGGUGAAGUAUAGCUAUGAUUCUGGCUUUGUGAAUGUACACUAGGUCAUUAUCUACUUGAUAUUAUGUUCUGAUGAAUACUGACAUAUAGCUCCAUUAUUUGUCACAACUCAAGGAUUACUUAGUCUCAAAGUAUCAGUAUGUGAUAUAUUUUACUGUUUUGAAUUUAAGUUUAAUAGGAUCCCUAAACUUGAAAUGACAAGUUUUGUUUGUUUUGCUUCUUCCUUAUCCAUUUGUGGUGUGGUGUUGCAUAACAAGUGCUGCGUAUGUAGACAUCACAUUUCUUUUAAUUUAUUGUGUUAAAGAUAAUCAAACAUCAUGUUGUGCCUUUUUAAAUGUAUUAUCUACAAUCUGAUUAGAAAAUUAGAAAACUUUUGUUUGAUUGUUCUGUUUUAUGUUCAUGGUAUCCAGCUUUGAUAUUAUACUUAUUAUUACUUCAUAUUGGACUAGAAUUUCUUCAUUGGUAUUAGUUCUUGUGACCCAUUCAUAUGCAGGAUUUGUUAUGAAACUCUGGUCUCUUUUGUGUUUUCUAUUUAUUCAAAUAAAAUUACCUGUAAUUUUUACCGUUGUAAGGGCUGAAAUAUUUGUAACAGCAAUGCAAUGGAUGAAUUUUCUAAGUGAUAAAAAAAAUCAGCUUAUAGUAGUUAACUUGUGCGAGCACACUACCAGAUCAACUAGUGUACUGCACUUGAACUACAAAUCAAUACUAGUGAAAGGAGGCUGUACUUCUGUAUUAUUGUAAGAAGGACUUCAACCUUUUCUGGUUUAAAUAUUUGCUCUUGCUGACGGUAGUAGUAAAACUUCUGCUCUGUUUUCAGUUCAGUGUUGUCAGAAUUGCUUCAAAGCCCUCAAUAACAAAUAAAACUUGUGGAUUGACAA